AUGUCUGACCUAAAGGGCUUAUUUACAGAAUGCGCCUUCGCCUUCGUACCGAGCGCCUACUUGGCUCCCAAGGAGAUCAGCGAACUAGCAGAAAUCGUGAAGGGCCGCGGCGGCACAGUCCUGGAUCCGAGACGCGAUGGUUCUAUCAGACUUGAAGCGGUUUCUCACAUUAUUUCCAACACCAUCGACUUCCCCCAGUUCACCGAAACCCAAGCCUACAUGAUCCCCGUCGUCAAUCCCGGUUGGAUCAAAGCAUCGAUCCAGAGGAACAAGCAGGCCCAGGUGCGGCCCUACUCCCCUGACCCGCGCAUGUUCUUCUCCAAAGUCACCCUCACUUGCGCCGGUCUUCCUGAAAUCGACAAGGAAACCAUCAUCGGUGCCACCUUGGCUAUGGGCGGUAUGGAAAGCGCCGACGUCACGCGACAGACCACCCACAUUUGCGCCUUAUCCAUGGACAAUCCCAAGUGUGUCACCGCUAAGGAAAAGGGGCUCAAAUGCAAGAUUGUUCUGCCUCAUUGGUUCGAAGACUGCUUCAAGCUCGGCAAGCGAAUCGACGAAGGCCCCUACACGCUACCCGACCCCGAGAUCCUGCGCAGACCUGAAAACCAGGGCGAGGUUCAGAUUCCUCAAUAUGACCACCUUCAAGGAGCGACCUCCACGACCCCUAAUCACCUCGCCGACGGCCCCCGGAGGGCGGCUACCAUAUUCCGAGACAAGAAAGUCAUGCUCUCAUGGGACCUUAAUAUCACCCCACGAUCGCUGGAAGUUGUUAAGCAGCUAAUUACGAAUGGCGGCGGUAAAACUGUGGACGAUGUGGAGGCAUGCGACUACUUUGUCUGCCAAUACCGUGACGGAGAACAGUAUGUGAAGGCUGCCCAGUCAGGGAAAGACGUCGGAAACCUGUCGUGGCUCUACCACCUUAUCACCCACAACGAAUGGACAUCCCCUCUCCGUCGGCUCCUCCACUACCCAGUACCCAGAGACGGCAUCCCGGGCUUCAAGGAUCUCAAGAUCUGCCUCUCCAACUACGGCGGCGAUGCUCGCAUAUACCUAGAGAACCUGAUCAGAGCGACUGGCGCCACGUAUACCAAGACUAUGAAGGCGGAAAACACCCAUCUCAUCACGGCGCGAAGCAGCAGUGAGAAGUAUGAGGCAGCCAAGGACUGGAACAUCGAGACAGUCAACCACCUGUGGAUCGAAGAGAGUUACGCUAAAUGCGAGAUGCAGAGGGUCACUGUGCCCAAAUACUCCCACUUCCCGGUUCGCACAAAUCUGGGCGAGGUUAUUGGCCAGACCUUCUUCGACGAGUACUGUUUGCGAGAGACAUACUACCCUGGUGGCGAGGAGCAGAUGUCGCCGCGAGCGCAAAGGAAGCGCAAAAUCCUCGAGGCUGCACAGGAGAACUCCUACAACCACGGACCAGCUGAGGGCGUCGUCAUCGGCAGGCAGGAGGAGAAGAGUGCAGAGGAGGUCAUUGACGACAGCUUCAUGACGCCAGUCCGUCCCAAGAGAGGUGGCCGUGGCAAGGAGAAUGAUACUCCCUCGGUUGUUUCAACCGGCAGCCGAAGCGCAAAGAGCAAGGCCCUCACCAACCUUCAGCGCAUUGCCCCGGAUAUCGCCCUGUACGAGAAGGAAAAGAAGCGAGCCAAGGACGGCCACGGCCCGUGGGGUGGCAAGCGUGCUGCCGAUCAAAUUGACAAGGAACGCGGACGCACAUCUAGCCCAGCGCAAGCCAUGGAUGUCGACGAGGAAGACAAACGGCCCGCCAAAAAGAGCAGAUCCUCGCGUCCAGAUAUUGAGAUGAGAGUUGUCUUGACUGGCUUCACGAGAUGGGUCAACGGCAAAUCCAAAGAAGACUCGGAAAGGAGGAAACUCCGCGACAUGGGAAUUCUUAUUGUGCAGGACAAUCAACCAUGCGACUAUCUCGCUGCACCUCACAUGGUGCGGACGGUCAAGUUCCUCAAGACGUUGGCCAAGGGACCAACCAUUCUCUCAUCCAACUUUAUCGACGCGGCCCUUGACACGGGCGAGGUCCCGGAUCCUGACGAAUUCCUCUUGAAUGACAAGGAGAACGAGAAGAAGUUUGGCGUCACAAUCGAGACGGCGGUGUCCAGGGCAAGGGCCAACCUGGGCAAGCUCCUGUGGACCGUCCCUAUCUAUUGCACGGCCAACAUCUGCAACGGUCCCGAUAGCUACAAGGCCAUUGCCGAGGCCAACGGGGCCAUGUUCAAGCUGUACCGCGCGCGCAGCGGUACGACCAUCAAACCGACGACGGAGGAAGAAGACGGCGGCGCCCCGCCCGAGCCCGUCUACCUUCUCAGCUCUAACAGCGCCGAUGAGAGGUCCCUCUGGCCCAAGUUUGAGGAAAUGGCCCGCAAGGGCCACAUGGAGCCACGCAUUGUCGCUGCCGACUGGCUCUUGGACGUGGCCAUGACGCAGCAGGUGUCAUUUGACGAGAAAUACCUCGCCAAGAACUUCUUCGAGAAGAGCGCGUAG
Molecule: messenger RNA, 2496 nt
Organism: Colletotrichum spaethianum
Lineage: Eukaryota; Fungi; Ascomycota; Sordariomycetes; Glomerellales; Glomerellaceae
Product: BRCT-containing protein 1
Exons: 3
Coding region: 1-2496 (831 amino acids)
Biological process (GO): double-strand break repair; DNA double-strand break attachment to nuclear envelope
Cellular component (GO): Cul8-RING ubiquitin ligase complex; nucleus
Source: RefSeq, a predicted model, not a curated record